AUGCUUGCUACUGAGAAGGCUGAAGCAGAGAAAAGUGCGCAAAGAAUCCGAGCUGCUGAUGAAUCAUACUCCAAAUACAGUUCUGGACUGGCAACGGCAUCUCAACAUCAAGCCGUUAUCGAUGGGCUAAAGGAAAGUAUGAUGGAAUUCUGCUCUCACAACCCUGGAAUAUCAGCCAAAGAUGUGAUGGACAUGAUCUUGCUAACUCACUACUUUGACACCGUCGGUGCAUCACCUAAAUCGAUGUCUGAUAAGUUAAUCCGACAUGGACCUGCAGGGGCUCUCAAGGAUGUCGUAGCCCAGAUCCGAAGAGAUGCAUGCGGUGAUUCGAGUUAA
Messenger RNA from Erigeron canadensis, 336 nucleotides. Its product is annotated as hypersensitive-induced response protein 1-like. NCBI's taxonomy places the organism in Eukaryota, Viridiplantae, Streptophyta, Magnoliopsida, Asterales, Asteraceae. Bases 1 to 336 code for a protein of 111 amino acids. The transcript has a single exon. The record is from RefSeq and is a predicted model, not a curated record.